AUGUCUAAGAAUGCAAAUCGUCAACAAGCGUUUAGUGGAAAUAAUCGAUCAACUGAAGUUUCAACGGGUGGUCGAACACUAAAAAUUAUUUGGAUUAUUCUGGCCGUGAUAAUCAUUUUAGCUAUAUGUGCAGCUAUCGCUGUUCCAAUUGGACUUAUACUAACAAAAAAUAAUUCAGCUUCAGCUUCAACAAGUUCAAAUACAUCGAUGACAAAUACUACUGCUACGAAUAGUACCAACGUAACUACUACUACUGUUUCGACUACUAUCAAUAUGACAACUACUAUCAAUGGGACUACUACUAUUGCUACGACUUCUACAACCACAGCAUGUAGUUAUAUAUUUACAAAUGUAGCUUCAUAUUCAUACUCAGCACCAGUCGGUAUUGCCACUGCUGAUAUUAAUAAUGAUGGUAAAUUAGAUAUAGUUGAAACAAAUACUGGUACGAAUGAUGUUGGUGUACUUCUUGGAACUGGUAAUGGAACUUUUACAGCAUCAGGAUCAUAUUCAACUGGUUCUGGCACUUAUCCUCGGGCCGUUGCUUUUGGUGAUUUUAACAAAGAUAAUCAAUUGGAUAUAGUUGUUGCCAAUUAUUUCACAGGAAAUGUGGCUAUUCUACUUGGAGAUGGUACUGGAGUCUUUGGUACAGCAACACUUUGUACUAUAGCUUCCAAUCCAUAUGCAGUUGCUGUUGGUGAUGUAAAUGGUGAUACUUGUCCAGAUAUUGCUGUUGCAAGUCAAAGUGCUAAUAGUAUAACUAUAUUGUUAGGAAAUUGCAGCGGAGCUUUUGGUGGUUCUGGAACAGUAAAAACAAUAUCAACUGGUUCUGGUUCUAAUCCACAGUCCGUUGCUUUUGCUGAUUUUAAUAGCGAUGGUCGAUUAGAUAUGGCAGUUGCCAAUCAUUUAACCGAUACUAUGGGCAUAUUUCUUGGUUAUAGUAAUGGAACCUUUUCAGCUCAAACAACAUAUUCAACUGGUAGUGGUUCUAAUCCGAAUAUGCUAACUAUUGCUGAUUUUAAUCUAGAUGGUAAAUUAGAUGUUGUUGUUGUCAAUGCUUUUGUUAGUUACUCCUGCAUUUUCUUUGGGUAUGGCGAUGGAACUUUUAUGGCACAAACACAAAUAGCAACCACUUAUUUUUCAGAGGCAGUUACUUCUGCUGAUAUUAAUAAUGAUAAUAUACCAGAUCUUAUUUGUGCUCAUAAUAGUAUCGGUAAAAUUGGUAUAGCUCUUAACAAUGGUAAUGGAACAUUUGCAUCAGAAUUAUUUACAGCUACCCCCGGUGGAGGACCAAUUGGAAUUGUCUGUGGUGAUUUUAAUAGUGACAGUAAACAGGAUGUUGCCAUUACCGAUGCUUACAGUGGUGCUGCUAAAAUUUUCUUAAAUCCAUGCUAA
Molecule: messenger RNA, 1392 nt
Organism: Adineta steineri
Lineage: Eukaryota; Metazoa; Rotifera; Eurotatoria; Adinetida; Adinetidae
Source: the annotation of a GenBank genome assembly